AGGGGUUUUCUGUGGUGCAGGAAACAUCAACCAAACGAUUCAAGAAAACACACACAGCUGUUCGGACGUAGCUUGCAAGCUAAGUAUCUGCGACUCGGUUUGCCUGAUGGUUUCGGAAGAACCAAAUCUUCCCAACGCGUUUGUGAAAUUGUACUACAUAUUGCAGGAAAUGAAGCCAGCGAACACCGAGAAUGGUGUCCCUGUACUCCAUUCAGCAAAAGAGGGGUGCAAACCCAAGAAAUUCACCCCAGAUGAGGUACUGGUACCAAAUCCCAGCUUCAAAGAAAAUCAAGGAAUGAAAAGAAAGAUACAACCUGGAAGUUUAUCGAUAUAUGAAUUGGAACGGUUGGAAAAUAUCAGACAAAACCAAGUGUUCCUGUCCUCCAUAAAACUGCUUGAGGCCAAGCAGGAUUUGAAACCACAAAAAACACAGAGAGGUCUCAAGAAACAGAAACUAAAUAAGGUAGCCUGGACAGAGAUACUGCCUCCUCGCACCAAGUCCUUGAGAAUCCAGAAGAAGGAAGCAGAGCGACUCCCCCUGCCCCCGGAACCACACAGGAUUUAUUAUGAAGCUGAACGAAUUGAACGUGCCAGGAAGCCAGAGGGUCCCAUUAGUAUGGAGCCAAUCAACAUGGAGGAGGAUAGUUCACUGCCACCUGAGCUUCUCAAGCUGUGGACAGAGGAUUUAAUCAAAGAAGAAAAGGAGGAGUUGGGUCUGGCAGAGUACCGUAGUACUCUGAAGAGCAUGGAGCUGAGUGAGAUUGGAGGAGUAGUUAAGGUGGUGAAGAGUCGUAUCUGCUCUGUUGCCUUCCACCCGUGUAGCAGUCGUCUGCUCAUGGCUGCUGGGGACAAGUUGGGUGGAGUGGGGCUGUGGAACCUCGACUCUGAUAUGGGGGAUGAGGGCGUGCUGCUAUUUGAGCCACACGUCCGGCCGGUGGCCUGCAUGGCGUUCUCCAGGUCGCAUCCUACAGACCUGUUGACCCUCAGCUACGACGGGACGCUACGGAGCACAGACGUGGAGAAAGCCGUUUUUGAUGAGGUGUAUCGGAUCAAGGAUGGCUUGAGAACCUUUGACUUCCUUUCACAUGACUGUUCGACGCUGGUCACCGGGGACUGGUACGGAGACGUUGCCAUUGUUGACAGGCGGACUCCAGGAACCUCUCAUGAGUCCCUCCAUAGCCUGGAUACCAAGACGGUUCGCUGUGUUCACGUCCACCCUGUUCAGAAGCAGUACAUCAUGGUGGCUGAGAACAGUAUUGUGAGCAUUUACGAUGCUCGAUGUUUGAAGGCGUCGUGGAGCGAGCCAGUCUCCCAGCUCUAUGGUCACUCAAAGAGCAUCUCAAGUGCCUACUUCUCUCCUGGCACUGGCAACAGAGUAGUGACCACCUGCCUAGACAACAACAUCAGGAUUUACGACACCUCGGAACUGACCUCCAGAGCUCCGCUACUGACCUCCAUCCAACAGAACUUGUACACAGGGCGCUGGCUGUCCAAGCUGCAGGCGAUGUGGGACCCCAAGAGGGACGACUGCUUCGUUGUGGGCAGCAUGCAGCAGCCUCGCAGAGUCCAGGUGUUCCAUGAGAGUGGGCAGCUCCAGCACUCCUUCCAGGACCCAGAGAUGACCACCGUGCUCUCAGUCACAGCCUUCCACCCCACCAGGAACGCUCUACUGGGGGGUAACGCCUCUGGACGGCUGUACGUCUUCACCGACUGAGAGCAGGAGGCCUGUAUGUGUUCACUGCCUGAGAGGAGAAACCUGGGCCAUUGUUCACAAGACAUCUCAGAGUAAGAGUCCUGAUCUAGGAUCAGGUACCCUCCCUCUUAUUCAUUAUGAUCUGGAAGGCUCAACUGAUCGUAGAUCAGCACUCCUACUCUAAAAUGUUUAAUGUUACGGGCCCAGAACACGUGCUUAGAAUAGACCAAAAUAAGUUGUUUGGUUGUGUUUUAUGUUUUUCUCCAGGCUGCCUUUGCUAUUGUUGCACAUUGUUUUCUAUCAAAUUGUUGAUCUUUUGUUAGUUUAAAUAAAGUUAUAUAUUUAGCUGAAGUUGUGCUUUUCAUGUAGUUUAGCUCUUUCAUUGGCUGUAUUGUACCUGCAGUGAAUUUUGUGAUUGAUGGUUUUCUUUCAAAUAAAAACUACCAGAAUUCAGUGGCUAUAGCCCUACAAUCAAUAAAAUCAUGGCUAAAUACCA
Molecule: messenger RNA, 2189 nt
Organism: Salvelinus namaycush (lake trout)
Lineage: Eukaryota; Metazoa; Chordata; Actinopteri; Salmoniformes; Salmonidae
Gene: wdr76
Product: WD repeat domain 76
Exons: 15
Coding region: 107-1714 (535 amino acids)
Biological process (GO): regulation of DNA damage checkpoint
Cellular component (GO): nucleus
Molecular function (GO): DNA binding; protein binding
Source: RefSeq, a predicted model, not a curated record